AUGGAUGAUAUUAAGUUAUAUGGAAAAACAGAAAUGGAAAUGCAAAAAUUAAUAGAUACUACAGCACAAUUUAGCAAAGAUAUUAAUAUGGAAUUUGGUUUGGAUAAAUGUAGAACACUUCACAUUAAACGAGGCAAGAUACGGCCAGGCCAUUAUGUAGUUAAUGAUACCGAUAUAAUUACAGCCAUGGAACCCACCGAUUUGUAUAAAUACUUAGGAUAUAAACAACUUAAAGGAUUAGAUCACACAGAAAUCAAAAACACUUUAACAAUAGAAUUUAAAAAACGAGUUAAUGCUCUUUGUAAAACUAAACUAACAGGCAAACAUCUCAUUAAGUCUAUAAAUACAUACGCUAUCCCAAUUCUUACAUACUCAUUUGGUAUAAUAAAAUGGACAAAAACAGACAUAGAACAAAUAGAGCGCACGAUACGUACCACACUCACUAAACACAAUAAUCUACACCCAAAAUCUGCAAUAGAAAGACUUACUAUCAAAAGAGAAUAUGGAGGAAGGGGCCUUAUUGAUUUGAAUCAUCUCUGUCAAAAACAAGUCGGCAAUUUAAAAGCUUUUUUUCUCUUAAAAUCACAGACUAGCGAAAUACAUAAAGCCAUAGUACAAAAUGAUUUUAACUAUACUCCACUAAACUUACACGAAGACAUAAGCUCUCUAAAUACCGAAAGUAACGAUCUUCAAACACAAAAACUAGAUAGCUGGAAACGAAAAGUAUUACACGGCCGCCAUCCUCACGAUCUAGAACAACCCCACAUAAACACCGCAGCCUCAAACAAAUGGCUUAAAAUAGGAAACCUAUUUCCAGAGACCGAAGGAUUUAUAAUAGCGAUACAGGAUCAAAUAGUCAACACUAAAAACUACAGAAAAUUCAUAAUCAAAGACUCCUCAAUACCAAACGAUAAAUGCCGCAAAUGCCACGUUCAACCAGAGACCAUCCAACACAUUACCGGGGCAUGUACAACACUUACACAAACAGAUUACACACAUAGACAUAACCAAGUAGUCAACAUAAUUCACCAAAAGUUAGCACUAAAACACAAACUCAUACAGAACACAAACACACCUUAUUACAAAUAUAAGCCACAAACAGUCUUAGAAAACGACACACAUAAGCUCUAUUUUGAUCGCGCAAUACUUACAGACAGAACCAUCCACUACAAUAGACCGGAUAUAACGCUCCAAGAUAAAUUAAAUAAAAUAACCUAUCUGAUAGAUAUUGCUGUUCCCAACACUCAUAACCUACAAAAAACAAUUUCUGAAAAAAUCAACAAAUAUACUGAACUAAAGGAGGAAGUAGCUAGAAUUUGGAACCAAAAUAAAGUAUACAUAAUCCCAAUAGCUCUUUCCACGACAGGUGUUAUCCCAAACCAUCUGUUACAUAGUCUUAAACUACUAGAAUUAAACGAAACUCUUUAUAUCACCUUACAAAAAGCCGCCAUUUUAAAUACAUGCCGAAUCGUAAGAAAGUUCUUGCAAAUUGACGAACACGAAAUCCCACACAACACAUAA
This is a messenger RNA of Melitaea cinxia (Glanville fritillary), 1521 nucleotides long. RefSeq lists its product as uncharacterized. The transcript has a single exon. Bases 1 to 1521 code for a protein of 506 amino acids. NCBI's taxonomy places the organism in Eukaryota, Metazoa, Arthropoda, Insecta, Lepidoptera, Nymphalidae. The record is from RefSeq and is a predicted model, not a curated record.